Messenger RNA from Staurois parvus, 402 nucleotides. NCBI's taxonomy places the organism in Eukaryota, Metazoa, Chordata, Amphibia, Anura, Ranidae. The record is from the annotation of a GenBank genome assembly.
CCCCGGACCCUGCAUUCACUAUAUCUGGUCACCCCGGACCCUGCAUUCACUAUAUCGGGUCUCCCCGGACCCUGUAUUCACUAUAUCUGGUCUCCCCGGACCCUGCAUUCACUAUAUCUGCUCUCCCCGGACCCUGCAUUCACUAUAUCUGGUCUCCCAGGACCCUGCAUUCACUAUAUCUGGUCUCCCCGGACCCUGGAUUCACUAAAUCAGGUCUCCCAGGACCCUGCAUUCACUAUAUCUGGUCUCCCUGGACCCUGCAUUCAGUAUAUCUGGUCUCCCCGGACCCUGCAUUCACUAUAUCUGGUCUCCCCGGACCCUGCAUUCACUAUAUCUAGUCUCCCACAGUACACACAGCAUUAAAUUGCAAUUAUUUUAGUAAAUAUAAACUGCUUAAUACUU